AUGACCUGCAGAAGACGAAAUAGAAUAAAGUCCGAAGUCCCUUCUGCUGCUGUAGAUAACAUUCUCGCUGUCCCAUCUUUUGGUGAAGAAAAUGCCUUGUUUGUCAAAAUCCGGGAUCUCCAGGCUUCAGGACGCUUUCCCCCCUGCCAGCUGCAGGGUGUGACCAUUGUUUCCAGCUCGAAUGUAUCAUCCUCACGGACAGAUCGGCCUCUACUGCUAGAACCAUCCGAAUGUUGGGAUGACACAGUUUCUAACUUAACAGUCUGGCAUGCUUUUCGCAUGUCAAUUGAAUCCAAACAUAAAUUUGAUGUUCUGGAAGAUGGCGUCCUUGUAAAACAAGGGGAAACAGCGAGGGAGUUGGAAUCGUGGAAUCUCGCUGUGACAGCCGCCCUGGUGCAAUGCCUCGGUGAGCCAUCCGAUUUUGCUGAAUUAGAACCGUAUUCCUUGAUGGAAGUCCCUCUCCCUGAGAGUUUAUGGCAUCUGCGGCCCAACCUGCAUCUUCGAAAAACCCUUCAUAUCUUAGAAGACCGCCAUCUGCCUUUGAGGGCGAAUUGCACUUCUGCUGGAACCUUUGCAGAUCUCAAUAUUGAUUAUAACCAUUGCCGUCUAUCACUGCCGAUUGGAGGGUCUUCUGCUAUCUGGCUUCUGUACCCUCCAACCGAAGCUAACUUGCGACAUUUCUACACUGCUCGCAAUGAAUCAAGCCGGCUAUCCAUGAUUUCGCAAGGACUUGAAGGUGGAUAUGCUGUGGAACUUGAUGCUUCAAAAGUCCUAUAUAUUCCGCCUGGCUGGAUUUAUUGCACUUUUACCGCUAAGGGAGGGCUAUUGUUAAAUUCCAACUUUGUCGCUAUCGAGCACUUGGCUCGUGUGUCUCAACAUUGUUGA
This is a messenger RNA of Ophidiomyces ophidiicola, 885 nucleotides long. RefSeq lists its product as uncharacterized. NCBI's taxonomy places the organism in Eukaryota, Fungi, Ascomycota, Eurotiomycetes, Onygenales, Onygenaceae. The coding region runs from base 1 to 885 and encodes 294 amino acids. The transcript has 3 exons. The record is from RefSeq and is a predicted model, not a curated record.